Molecule: messenger RNA, 1617 nt
Organism: Boleophthalmus pectinirostris (great blue-spotted mudskipper)
Lineage: Eukaryota; Metazoa; Chordata; Actinopteri; Gobiiformes; Gobiidae
Gene: gal3st4
Product: galactose-3-O-sulfotransferase 4
Exons: 4
Coding region: 217-1617 (466 amino acids)
Biological process (GO): glycolipid biosynthetic process
Cellular component (GO): membrane
Molecular function (GO): galactosylceramide sulfotransferase activity
Source: RefSeq, a predicted model, not a curated record
CCUCCGCCCUGCGGGACUGUGACGCUCUGGGGCCGGCUGCUCGGGGUCCGCAGGGGGGUCACAGAGGCGCGUGUCUGGAGCUUGGAACGGAAACGCUGCACAGCUGUCCAGGCGCGAGCCUGAGCCGAGCCGCCGAGGCGAACUGCACCCACAGGCUCGAGAUGCUCACGGCUCUCCGGACCAUCACGACGAUACAGAGCGGGGCCCGAAUCAGCGAUGCCUUUCAGACGGAGAGCCAGGAUGGUGCGGUGGAUGGUGUGUACGCGCUGGGGGCCCCUGUGGUUGUGGAAGGCCCUGGUCGUGUGCGUGACCUUUGCCUUCGCUGGACAGCUCCUGGGGGUCAUCUUCAACAAGAGUGUCCCCUCAGCGGGUCUCUCCAUUCUCUCGGCCCCUGACCAGGGCCCGUCCCUGGGCUCCUGUCAGCCCCACACUCACAUCAUGUUCCUGAAGACCCAUAAGACGGCCAGCAGCACCGUGCUCAACAUGCUCUACCGCUUUGGGGAGGAGCGGGGACUGCGCUUCGCCCUGCCACUGGGCUACCAGCUGGGCUACCCACUGCCCUUCAACGCUCACCGGGUCAAAGGUUACAAGGGCCCCGGGGCCAGUGACUUCCACAUCAUGGGCAACCACAUGCGCUUCAACAGAGCAGAGGUGGAGAAAGUGAUGCCUUCUGACACCUUCUACUUCUCCAUCGUCCGCGACCCGGUGGCGCUGGCCGAGUCCUCUUUCGCUUACUACAAAGAGGUGGCCCCCGCCUUCCGCAAAGCCAAGACUCUGGGGGAAUUUGCCGACAACCCGCGAAAAUUCUACGACCCGAGGCUCCGCAACAACCACUAUGCUCGCAACCUCCUCUGGUUCGACUUCGGCAUGGACCACAAUGCCAACUUCUCCGUCCCCUUGGCGCGUUACGCUGAGAAAGUCAUCAAGCAGGUCUUCAAGCUCAUCCUGGUCUCCGAGUACUUCGACCAGUCCAUGAUCUUACUUCGGCACGCCCUCUGCUGGCCACUGGACGCCGUAGUUUCAUUUAGCUUGAACGCAAGGCAGCAGAAGCCCGAUCAGAGCAGCGGCAGCAGCUGGGUGGCGAAAGCAGCCACGACGCAGGCUAAAACACCUUCGAAUUUUGCUCUCACAGAUGAACAACGCGAGAAGCUCAGGGAUUGGAACGCUCUGGACUGGGCUCUGUACCAGGCCUUCAAUAGAACAUUCUGGGAGAAGAUUCAGGAGUUCGGUACGACACGAAUGGACCACGAGGUGGCGCUGCUAAGGAUGCGGCGCGAAGAGCUGGCGAGGUUGUGUCUGAGAGACGGUGGGAAGCCGGUGGAGGGGCAACGGAUUCGGGAUAAGACGAUUCGCCCGUUUCAGAGCGGCGUCGUGAAAAUCUUGGGUUACGAGUUGCAACCGCACUUGGACAACGCCACCCGGACCGCAUGUCUCCGGAUGAUACGCCCGGAGAUCCAGUAUAAAGACCUACUGGACGUCAAGCAGUUUCCGAGGGUGACGGCACCAGCGCAACCGGCCCCGCCAGACUCCAGGGCGAGGGCGGGGCAAGGGGAGGGGGGAGGGGUCAGGGACGGGGAUGGCAGCCAUUUGAAACAGGAGCCGGUGAAAUUGAGAUAA